Messenger RNA from Parastagonospora nodorum SN15, 1116 nucleotides. RefSeq lists its product as hypothetical. The transcript is spliced from 3 exons. Gene Ontology annotation, molecular function: oxidoreductase activity. NCBI's taxonomy places the organism in Eukaryota, Fungi, Ascomycota, Dothideomycetes, Pleosporales, Phaeosphaeriaceae. The record is from RefSeq and is a predicted model, not a curated record. Bases 1 to 1071 code for a protein of 356 amino acids.
AUGCCUUCAGCCAUCGUAAUCAAGAAAAUCGAGGGCAAGCCAGGGAAGGUCUACUACCCGCUCGAAAAGAUCACAAUUCCCGAGCCAAAACCAAAACAGGAUGAAGCCGUCAUCUCCCUCACAGCCGCCGCACUGAACCACCGCGACCUCUUCAUCCGCCAACACUUGUACCCCGGUACAACAUUCGGUGUCCCCCUCCUCGCCGACGGCGUUGGCAUUGUCACCGCUGGCUCUUCACAAUGGCUCAACAAGCGCGUCAUACUGAACCCGGGCACAGGCUGGCAAGAGGAUCUCGAGGGUCCUGAGGACCCCAAGGGCUACGCAAUCAUGGGCGGCACCAAGACGAAUCCCGCGGGAACGCUGGCGGAUGUCGUCACCCUGCAUGAGCGUGAGCUGGAGCUUUGCCCCGAGCAUCUGAGUGACGAGGAGGCUGCUGCGUUGCCUCUGACGGGAUUGACUGCAUGGCGCGCGUUCCACGUCAAGUCUGGGAAUGCGGUUGCCGGCAGGAAUAUCUUGGUCACGGGUAUUGGCGGUGGAGUAGCACUCAUGGUGUUGCUGUUUGGCGUUGCGCAGGGCUGCAAUGUCUAUGUGACGAGUGGUGAUCAGGCGAAGAUUGAUAAGGCGGUCAAGUUGGGCGCGAAGGGUGGCGUGAUCUAUAAGGAGAAAGAUUGGGAGAAGAAGCUGCAGGGCAUGCUGCCAAAGGACCGGAAGUAUCUGGAUGCGAUUGUUGACGGCGCGGGUGGUGAUAUCGUCAACAAGGGAUCGAGGUUGCUCAAGGCUGGUGGCGUCAUAUCCAUCUAUGGCAUGACCGUUGGACCCAAGAUGGACUUCCUCAUGAGCGCCGUCCUGCGCAAUAUCGAAGUCCGCGGCUCGACCAUGGGCUCGCGAAAAGAAUUUGCAGACAUGGUCAAGUUCGUACGAGACAAGAAACUGAAGCCAGUUGUUUCUCGUAGCGUACACGGCCUCGACGUACAGAAGAUCGACACACUCUUCGAUGACAUGAAGAAUGCGAGUCAGUUCGGCAAACUCGUUGUCACGCUGGAUGGCGCAAAGGCAUCGAGUAAACUAUGAUGUAGCGUGCGUGAAAAUCUAAACAUGCAGCGAUCUUGUCGUUAA